Molecule: messenger RNA, 1394 nt
Organism: Oryza sativa Japonica Group (Japanese rice)
Lineage: Eukaryota; Viridiplantae; Streptophyta; Magnoliopsida; Poales; Poaceae
Product: peroxisome biogenesis protein 22
Biological process (GO): peroxisome organization
Source: RefSeq, a predicted model, not a curated record
UAACUGCAAAAUAACCGUCUCCUACCACGCCGCAAGCAAAAACAACGAGCUUCCCUCUCCUCCGCCCUCAUUCCCUCCGACAUGUCGCAGCCCGCCCCCUCGUAGAAGAGACGGCACAAUUUACACUUCGCCCCCUCCAAAUCUUCUCCUCCUCCUCCUCCUCCUCCUCGCCGUCGCCGCCGCGAGCGGGCGCGCUAGGGUUUCGGGCCGCCGCGGCGUCCUCCUCCUCCUCCUCCUCUUGUUCUGGUGGUCAGCGGGGGCGCGCGUCCGAUGUCGUCGGGGGCAGCGGCGUCGGCGGCGGGGGUGGAGGCGGGGGCGGCGGGGGGCGGGAAGGACGACGAGCUGGCUGAUCUGGUGCGGCGCCUAGUGGACGCCCUCGCCCGCUACUCCGAUCGCCUCCCGUUCGACCUCGAUCGCCAGAAACUUCGCUCAUUUACUACACUUGCCGCAAUUACAAUCACACUUAUCUUUGCCUGGAAACUGUUGAGAGCUCCUCAAGAGCAACCUCGGAGGCCACGUAGACGCGUUGCUCCAUCACCUAGCAACACCAGCAGUAGAUCACGGCCAGGUGCUUUGACCUCAACGGAUGCUUGUUCAUCUUCAGCAGAUUCAAGAGCACAGGAAGCAAUCAACCAGCUUUUCCAGCCAGUAAACCUGACUCUUGAGCAGCUUGUUAGGCAUAAACUGAGCGAAGGACGAAGGGUUACAUGCCGGUUACUUGGUGUGAUUUUGGAGGAAACAACUCCAGAGGAGCUCCAGAACCAUGUCACAGUGAGACCUUCUGUCCUGGAGGUUCUUCUAGAAAUUGCAAAAUUCUGUGAUGUCUAUCUGAUGGAGCGCAUUCUUGACGAUGAAAGCGGAGAAAAGGUGUUAUCUGCCCUGAGUGAAGCUGGACUUUUUACGAACAGUGGAUUGAUAAAGGACAAGGUUCUCUUCUGUAGUACAGAAAAUGGCCGCACCUCUUUUGUGCGGCAACUGGAACCUGAUUGGCACAUUGAUACUAGUCCAGAAAUUGUUCAUCAGCUAGCUAGGUUUAUCAAAUAUCAACUACAUAUUUCUCCACAACGAGCAGAAAGAGUAGCAUCCAAUGUUUUCAGCUCUACAAGCUUGGAACAAUUCUUUGGAGGCCUUGAUCAGAGAUGAUAAUAUGAGGUGAGCUCCAGCAAACAAUGGCAUAGCGAGAACUGAGACGAACAUCAUUGUUCAUUUUUUUUCCUUGAAUGAUGGAACUCGUUUUUCUUGUACCAUGUGUAAAAGUCGUGUCAUGUUAAACUGGUUCUGCAACUCCCCAUAAGCUAUGGAAAGAGAUAGCAUCUGUAGCAUAAUCCAUGUAUCAAUUGUGUUCCUGUAUAACCGAAAUACUUAAAAUUGUCAUCCAGUUAUUUGUUCGGCCA